AUGGCAAAUAAAAUAUUAUCAAUAGCCGACCUUGAGGUGGCUGCUUCCAACUCACUAUCCAUCUCCGCGAGAGACUUCUUCAACUCCGGCGCAACAAACCAAGUCACACUUCACGACAAUUGUGCUGCGUAUAGAAAGUACCGCCUCUUACCAAGAGUUCUGAGAGACGUCUCACUUGUCAACACUGGAAUUUCCCUCUUUGACCGAGAUAUCACAUUUCCGCUCUGUGUCUCACCCACUGGAAUGCAGGUUAUGGCUCACCCAGAAGGUGAGCUAGCCACAAGCCGAGCCUGUGCCAAAAUGGGCGUCAACAUGGGUAUCUCGUCCUAUGCCAAUCACUCGGUUGAAGAAAUCACCGUCGCUGGAAAAGAACUGGGACCGGUUCACCAUGUGAUGCAACUCUACGCGAUGAACGACAAAGCUAAACAAGAACGAAUCGUCCGUCGGGCUGAAGCUGCGGGCUGCAAGGCGAUAUUUCUGACUGCGGAUAGCCCUGUACUUGGGGUGCGCUGGAAUGAAUGGCGGAACGGGUUCAUGCCUCCAGUUGGCUUGGGGUAUCCGAUGUAUGAAAGAACAUCUGCCGAGAUCCAGCAACAAUCUCACGACGAUGGGUUUAGCUCGACAAACUCGGAUUCCCAUUCCUGGGCCAUGGAGAUCCCAUGGCUGCGCAGAGUCACGAAGAUGGAGAUCUGGAUUAAAGGCGUUCUCACCCCGGAAGAUGUCGAGACCGCUAUUGAAUAUGGUUGUGAUGGUAUCAUCAUCAGCAACCAUGGUGGGCGACAGCUGGAUGAGACACCAGCCACAAUUGAUGCGCUUCCUGCCUGUGCCAAAGCUGCGCGGGGGCGGAUCAAGAUUCAUAUUGAUGGUGGAAUUCGAUCUGGGGUUGACAUUUUCAAAGCCUUAGCUCUUGGCGCUGAAUGUUGCUGGGUUGGUCGUCCUGCAAUUUGGGGACUCGCGCAUGAUGGGCAACAGGGAGUCGAGCUGAUGCUCAAAAUCCUGUUUGAUGACUUCAAGCGAUGUAUGCAGCUCACAGGCUUGACCAUAGCGAACGUGACACCAACUACAUACUCUUUGCACAGUAUGCAGUCCGAGAAGGGUUUACUUCUGGAUGUAAGCGAAGUCUAUGAUUCCGAGGACAAUGACUUUGUUUCCAGCCACACGCGUUACAAAAAACUACAAGGAACUCGCCCCUGCUGGGCGACAACUCUGAAGAAAGGGCUCUGCGUCUUUGUGAUCACCAUUCUUACUACCUACUUUCUAGGCUUCCCGCAUGGCUCUCUGUCUACCGAGAAGAACCCAUCCCCGCACCCCGAGGCUCCCCCGCUUUGCCAGUCGCAAGAAUGCAUUCAUGCUGCCUCAGAAAUCCUCUACAAUCUAGAUCCCAAUUAUGAGAACAUAGAUCCUUGCACUGAUUUUGACCGAUAUGUCUGCGGUGGAUGGAGGGAGCGCCAUGACAUGCGGCCCGACCAGGGAUCGAUAUUUGCAGGCACAAUCAUGCAUGAGAAUGCCCAAACCAAACUUCGUCAUAUACUAGAGCGCACAGAACCGCCACAGCCAUCGGAUGCCGACAAUUUCAAGAAACUCAAAGCUGCAUACGAUGCUUGCUUGGAUGAGGCUACAGUCAACAAACGGGGCAGCAAGCCUUUGACUGAUAUUCUGGACGAACUGAAGAGUAUCUAUCCUGCAAAGGCAGGUCUUGUGAAAGGAGCACAGGAUCAACUCACCAAUGCUCUGUUGUAUCUGGCGAACGCUGGUGUCGAGGCUCUGGCUUCUUCCGGUGUCACUCCCGAUGAUCGAGACCCCGAUAAUGUUGUUAUUAUGAUCUCGCCGCCUCGUGAAAUAGGACUUCCCGCAAGAGAGUACUAUAAUAACACAAAGACCGUGGCUGAUUAUACAGCCGUUUUGAAGCAAGUUGUUCAGCGAUUUGCUGGAGAUGGAUUUGACAAAACUGCCGAGGAUGUUGUAGCUUUCGAAAAGAAGCUCGCGGAUGUGACUCCGGAUACCCAAACCCAGGAAGAUGUCACCAAAUACUACAACCCCCUUAGUAUCAAGGAAACGGAGGCACUAGUACCUGAGAUCUCUUUUACUGAUAUUAUUUCAUCUUUGGCACCCCAUGACUACAAGGGCAAUCGCCUAAUUGUGGGGUCGCCUUCCUAUAUGAAGGCAUUGUCUGUUCUCUUGAAAGAUACACCCAGAGAGACCAUUCUGCUCUUCUUGCAGUGGAAGCUCAUACAAGCUUUUGCGGACGUUAUUGAGGAUGCCUCUAUUGAACCUCUUCGGCGAUUUGAGAAUGUUCUCGCCGGCAAAGAGCCUCAGGCCAAGGAGGAGAGAUGGCGUAAAUGCCUUGGGCGUCUGGAUGACGGGCUCGAAUGGAGUCUCAGCCGUUUCUAUGUGCUCGAUGCGUUCUCUGAGAACUCGAAAAAACUUGGCGACCAGAUCGUUUCCGAUAUCAAGGAGCGAUUUAUCUUUACCCUGGACCAGACGAGCUGGAUGUCUCCGGAUGUGCGAAAAUUGGGCAUUGAGAAGGUGGGAAACAUUAUCCAGAAGAUCGGAUUUCCCACAAAGAGUCCGAAUGUUUUAGACCCCGAGGACGUGAAUAAAUUCUACCGGGAUCUAGAAUUAUCCAAAGACACUUUCUUUGAGAAUGAGGUGGCCGUGGCGAGGUUCCAACUUCGCCGCGAAUGGUCUAAGCUCGGAAAGCCCACCAACCGUGACGAAUGGGGCAUGAGUGCACCGACUGUCAACGCUUACUACAACCCACCAGGUAAUGAGAUUGUCUUCCCUGCCGGCAUUAUGCAGCCGCCAGCGUUCUAUGGACCUUCCGCUCCAUUGUAUCUGGCAUAUGGUGCAUUCGGUGCCGUCAGUGGCCACGAACUUUCACAUGCUUUCGAUUCUACCGGUCGACACUACGACGAGAGUGGAAACUACACUAACUGGUGGGAUGACAAGACCGUUGAAGCCUUUGAAGAGCGUGCUCAAUGCUUUGUCGACCAGUAUUCUAAGUUCACGGUCAUUGGCCCCGAGGACAAGGUCCUCCAUGUCAACGGACGACUGACACUGGGCGAGAACAUCGCCGACGCUGGAGGCUUGACAGCAUCAUACCACGCAUGGAAGAAGCACGAUGAGGCAAAGCCUGAUCUUCACCUCCCGGGACUGGAUGCAUUUACCAAAGAGCAGCUUUUCUUUAUAUCGUAUGGCAAUUGGUGGUGCGGGAAGACUACGAAAGAGGCGGCUGAGCAGGCGAUCUAUAACGAUCCCCACGCGCCUAAGUCAGCGCGAAUUAUCGAAACCAUGGCCAAUUCUAGGGAGUUCAAGAAUGCCUUUAGUUGCCCAGAAAAGAAGCCGGCUUGCAAGCUCUGGUAG
Molecule: messenger RNA, 3363 nt
Organism: Penicillium mononematosum
Lineage: Eukaryota; Fungi; Ascomycota; Eurotiomycetes; Eurotiales; Aspergillaceae
Exons: 8
Coding region: 1-3363 (1120 amino acids)
Biological process (GO): protein processing
Cellular component (GO): plasma membrane
Molecular function (GO): FMN binding; metalloendopeptidase activity; oxidoreductase activity
Source: RefSeq, a predicted model, not a curated record